AUGCAGAAAGGUCCCUGGCUCAAUCCCAAGCAUCUGCAGGUGGAGAUGGGAAACCCUGCAGAGCGGCUGCCAGACAGUGCAGACAAUACUGAGCAAGGAGGUUCCUCUCCAGACUGCUGCAUCCCAUGCUAUCCAGGAUUCUUCUGUGCUGGAGUGGGUUUAAGUUUACCUACUGGAACAUGUGCUGCUGGUUUCUACUGCCCGGCAAACUUCAGCUCCUUCAGCCCAACGGCAUUUAUCUGCCCUGAGGGGCACUUCUGCCAGUCUGGGUCUGCCUAUCCAGCCCCUUGCCUCAUCGGUGAAUACCAGCCAAACCGGGGCUCGGAACGUUGCCUCCCCUGCCAAGCAGGCUUCUACUGCCAUGAGGCUGCCACAGGGAAGCCCAGACGCUGUCCACCACAUUCAUAUUGCCCUGAAGGUACUUUGUUUCCUUAUCCAUGUCCCGAUGGCACUUUUACUCCCAUGGAUAUGUCCGGCCUUCAGGAGGAGAGGGGAUGUCUUCCCUGUCCUGUGGGUCACUUCUGCAGGAGAGGACGAGUGGAAGGGAGAUGUGCUGCCGGAUUCUUUUGCCAAGAAGGGAGCCCAGACGCCACCCCACGGGGCCAUAACUUCACCUGGAGCCCCCUGGCAGGCUGUCUCUGGGGUCAGGUGUGUGCAGGACCCUGCCCAGCAGGAUUCUACUGCCCAGAAGGCUCAGAGGCACCCAUUCCUUGUCCAGAUGACACUAUUGGCUCUGCCCCAGGUGCAAGACAAAGAGAAAACUGCCUGCCCUGCCCACCAGGCCGCUGGUGUAAAGCAGGGGAUCCAGUAGCCUAUCCAUGUCCUUAUGGAUACGACUGCCACGGAAUGAAUCACACCACCCCCGGUGGACCCCGGGCCCUCCCGCAGUGCCCGAGGCAGGCUUUCCGAACAGAAAUGGGGACUGAGAACCCUAUCGAUUGCCAGCCCUGCUCAUCAGACCAUCUGUGUGCGGCCACAGGAGCCACUGCUUUCAGAGACUAUCCCUGUGCUCCUGGCCACUGGUGCCCAGGAAGAAGAGAGGCUUUCCUUUGCCCACCUGGCACCUUUAGGACCCAGCCUGGUGCUACAUCUUUGGAGGACUGUAACACCUGCCCUUCUGGGUUUUACUGCCCAGACCCAGCAAAGUCAGGGGUACCAAACAUCCAGGGCAUACCUUGCGAACCAGCCUAUGAAUGCCCACCAGGUUCACCUAGUCCUCAGAUAUGCCGGCCUGGCUCUUACUGUGGACCUCGCACGGGGGUUCCUCCCCUGUGUCCAGUAGGGUAUUACUGCCCGGAAGGGUCAUCCACAUACAACAUUCUGGGGCAGCUGUGUGUCUAUCCCCACUACUGCCCUCUUGGCAGUGCGCAUCCACUCCUGUGCCAAUCCGGUUACACAGCCCUGAACACGACAGGCCUGAGAGACUCCUUUGAGAAGAGCUGCAGGGCAUGCGCGGCCGGAACCUACGGUGGCAACCUGGACACCAUUCCACCCUGCCAGCCCUGCCCGCCAGGAUUCAGCUGCCCUGAAGGUACUGCAAGUUACCUCCAGCAUCCUUGCCCCCGGGGGUAUUAUUGCCCAGACCUGACCUCUUCCCCCAAGCCCUGCCCUCCUGGUACUUACGGGAACAGUAGCCUAGCCAAGCGGCUGGAGGAAUGCCACCCCUGCACUGCUGGAUCUUUCAAUCACCUCCCAGCUCAAACUGGGUGUUUUCCUUGCGGCAGUUCAUCGACAUCCAAUCCAGGUGCUACCAGCUGUACCUGCCAUGGUCUGAAUCGGGCUUUCCAGGAGUCUGAUGGCUCUUGCAUUUGCCAGGUGGGAUACCUUUACUUUGACGAGAGAGGGAAGAAAACACCUGACAGCAACAGUGACCAGGACUGCCAGCCCCAGGUAGAGGAGCGCUGCGCUCCUUGGGAGGUCCGCUUAGCAUCCACCCGCAAGUGUGUGUCCCCUGAGCACUAUAACUGCUCUCUGGUCUGUGGUCCAGCAAGUGGUGAGCUCCACGCUGAACUUGGCAUGUGCCACUGUGAGCAGUACAUCUCCGCUGAAGAGCUGUGUGAUCGGCUAUGCCUCCUGAGAGCUCCACAGGUUUCCCUGAGAUUUGGUCCAGAGAGGGAGCUGCUUCUAAGUGUUGACGGGACUCAAGAAAGAGAGCUACCAAAUACCUUGGGACCUGAUGAACAUGUGCAGAAAAGCCAGCAGGUGCAUUUGGCUCUCUUUGGUCCCAGUGGAGUUUUUGGCUUCCUACUUUCCAGCCCAGACAUGCUGGACACUUUCCUGGCUGGAGAUUCAGAGCUGCCUCCCCCGCGGCAGAGACGUCGGCGGGAGGGAGAGGCUACACAAUCCCAACAAUUACCCACAAUUCCAAACCCUGUUGCAUGUCUGACUGUUGGGGAUGCUAUCCUUUUCCAGCUCAGCAUCAAUCCCUAUGACCGCCUCACUAGUCACUACCCUGUCUAUCAGAAGCAGCACCUCUACAACAGCAACCCCCACUGGGAUUUUGGUGCAUUCAGAAGGCUGGACCACCUCAUUCGAGAAACUCAUCUCAACAUCUCCAGAUUCUCCCAUGUGUUCCUUGAGCCUGGGACGUACGUCUUCCGGGAUAAUGCCAUUGAAGAUUGGAUGCUGAUCGUGGUGGUGAAUGAGGAGACUAUGAGUUGCAACCCCCUUGCAGCUCCCUUCCAGCCUUCAUCUCCAUUCCAGCUUUCUCGGCAGGGGGUCCUGAAGCGCCAGGUGUUGAAUGUCGCCCCAGACUGGGCAGCUAUUGCAGCUGUGCUCUUCAUCCUGGGGUUCCUCACUGUGGUGUUGACAGCCUUAGUUGUUCUCCUGAGGCAUCCCAGCUCCGCUCCAAGUCCAAUGAAGAGCUGGAAGCCGCGGUGGAGGAGCUUGGGAGAGCCACACAUCCCCCCGGAGUAUGUGCUCAUUAAAGAGAGCAUCCAGUUCUAUGAAGCUCUUGGCUCCCAGGGAUCUGGAGAAGAACCUGAUGCAGGAGAGGGAACUUUCCCAGGAUUAGGCGACCAGUUUGCAACAAAAGACCUGGAAGAUUUCAGCGUCCGCACUUUGUAUGACAAGCUGGAGGACCAGAACCUUCACCUGGCUUCGCAGCUAGCAAAACACCGGGCAGAUGUCCUAGCUUUCUACCGAGGCAUCAGCCAGAAGAUCCAGAGUCUUUUGGAUCUGGUACAGACACUGGACAUGGAUGCAUUGAAGCGCAUGGAAAGGUCCCCAGUCCCCAGGGAUAGAGCCCAGGUCACCUUCAGCUCAGCCAAGGAGACCCAAGAAAGUGAGAGCUCCUCCAUCAAGCUUUCUGGAGUCUUGCAAGCGAUGGGCUACUCAGGUUCUGAGUGGCAGGAGGCAACAGAGUUAAUGAAAGUCCUGGGUAUUUUGCUGCGAAAAGUCCAUUUUGGGAAGGUGACAGCGAAGCCAGAAGGGACACAAGGGGACAAUGGGGCUGAUGGAUCUGGCCUGGCUAUCCAAGAGCAAGCUGGAACUCAGCAAAGAUGCCCGGGUACUAGCUCCCUGACACAGCGUGUGCUCUCCAGUGGGAAACGGGCCUCCCUUAGCUCUCGUGGCUGUGAAGACCAAGGGUUGGACCUGCAGCCUUGCAAGAGCAGCAUGCUUGCUUGCGUAAGCGAGCUGGAAGUAGAGGCCCUGAUGGCGACGUCCCCCCUUGCCAAGACCCUGGGCGAGAUCAAGCAGUUUUUGGAGGCGUCCCAGCAGCCCCCGCACUCGCCUCCUUCUCCAGGAGAAAACAUAGAUCAUGGUCGCCUUUCUUCAGGACCUUGUGUCGAUGCUGUGGUCCCCACUGACCUCACCAGCCUCUCCCCUCGCCAUUUUGUGGUUUACCGCUUUGGCUGCACUGUCACACGCCUUCUGGGAAGGGCCUUCUCCUUGCCAGCGCUGGUUCUCCUCUUGGCUCAAGCAGUCCCCAAGCAAGGCCCUACGGAGGUUCAGUUCGCCAGAGAUUCCUACUAUGAUGCCACCAACAGGUUCCUGUAUAUACUUUCAUCACACCUGGAGAGCGCUGGGGGCUUUGUGACGGUGCUGCUGAAUGCCAUGGCACACAUCAAAGCAGGCGCUAAGGAAGCUAUUCCUCCAAACGUUGGCUUUUGGAAAGAGCUCAACACAGCAGUGGCUGCCCUAGCUGAUGCUUUUUUCCAGUGUUCUUGGGGAGCAGAAGAGACAGCAGGGAAGAAUCCGAUGAAAAAUUGCUCGCCUGUUUGUUUAGCUGCUCGGUCGAUUUUUGAAGAACUGCUGAGUCUCCGAAUGUUGCCUGACUCUCGUUUCCUUGAGCAACACCCACGGGAAAGAUUGCAAGAUUACAGAAGUUUCCUGCUGCAAGCAGAGCUUCAAAAUAUAAUGGAAACUUCAGGGAAACUUGAGGAAAGAGCACGCAGCAGUGAGAGGAAGACUUGGGCAGGAGAUUCCUCUGACCUUCAGGUGAAGAUUGAAGAGCUGGAGGAGAUGCUGGAUGGCUUGAAUGAGGACUUCUUCCAGCUGACAGUGCAGGCCUUAACAAUUCAAGAAGAAGAGGAACAUCUGGACCGUGAACUCAGAGCACAAGAGGAGUCACCUUCAUUUGCAUCUUCAAGUUGUCUCCCUGAGGAGAAAGCACGUCACUUCUCGGAACAUCUUGAAUCUUGGGCUGCCAAGAGAGACCAAAGUGUGUUGCUGGAAAUCAAGAGAAGUCUCAUUGUGCAGAGAAUCAAAGACGUUGAAUUGGAACUGGCUCAUUGUCUGAAAAUCCAUCGUGGUGGCCAACUCAGCAGCUGA
Molecule: messenger RNA, 4773 nt
Organism: Zootoca vivipara (common lizard)
Lineage: Eukaryota; Metazoa; Chordata; Lepidosauria; Squamata; Lacertidae
Source: RefSeq, a predicted model, not a curated record